Limulus polyphemus (Atlantic horseshoe crab) is the source of this 1663-nucleotide messenger RNA. Its product is annotated as clumping factor A-like. Lineage: Eukaryota; Metazoa; Arthropoda; Merostomata; Xiphosura; Limulidae. Bases 421 to 1221 code for a protein of 266 amino acids. The transcript has 2 exons. The record is from RefSeq and is a predicted model, not a curated record.
GGUACAAUUUUUUACUUACUUGAGCUGUUCUACCUAUAGUAGCAUUGAGUACAGGCCUACUGUUCAGAGUUUCUUCUUUGUAUAAUGAAUGUAAUCUAAAAAGGUUAAUAUAGAAAGUUGUAAUUUAUACAAUAAUCAAUUCGGUUAAAAAUGUAUUUUGAUUGGAUUGAAAUAUAUUAUAAGUAAAGAUAUUUUCAAUGAUUAGCUAUAUAUUUUUCAUAAUUAUAUUAUGUGCAUCAUUAAUUACAAGGAAAUAAUAUGCAAAUGACAGUGGUUUGUUUCAAGAGUUCUCUCUAGAUUUUGACUAAUAUUUUUUAAAUGUACAAAAGAUUGUUUACAAAACUUGAGACAUUUUAUCCCCAGUUGUUUAAUAAGACAUUGAUUUAAAUCCUUAUUGUUAAACUCUUGUGCUUUCUUUUUAUGGCAGUUUUUGCAGGAUUCUGUGGGCUUAUUCCAUUCCUGGCAAUCUACUGGGCAUGUAUUCCAGCAGUACUAGAAUUAUGGUUGAUAAAGGAUCAGCCUAUAAAAGCUGCUUUGAUGUUUGGAUGUCAAUUGAUUCCCAUGUUUUUUGUGGAUGGCUUAAUUCAAGAAGAAAUUAAAGGGACUGGUCAUCCUUACCUAACUGGGAUGGCUAUUGCUGGUGGAAUAAUGUGUAUGGGACUAAAAGGAGCAUUUUUAGGUCCAAUAUUGUUGUGUUUUCUCAUUGUUGCUAUCAAUAUGUACACAGCCUGGUUAAGAGGGGUGUCUCCAUCAAUGUGGAAAACUACAAAGAAGAAGGAAUUGAUCAAUAUUGAUAAAGAUACCCCUCAGAUUUUGGAUAGCCAAUCAAAGGUUAAGGAUGGUGUGUCUCUUGAUACAGAAAGUUAUCAAGCAGAAGGAAUCAUCAAUGAUUUGGAUAUUCUUUCAAAGACUGAGGAAGAUGUCUCUCUUGAUGCAGAAAGUUAUCAAGAAGAAGGAAUCAUCAAGGCUGAUACAAAUAACUUUCAGGAUUUGGAUAGUCCUUCAAAGACCGAAGAAGAUGUCUUUUUUGAAGUAGAAAGUUAUCAAGAAGAAGGAAUCAUGAAGGCUGAUACAGAUACUUCUCAGGAUUCAGAUAGUCCUUCAAAUACUGAAGAAGAUGUCUGUUUUGAUGUAGAAAGUUUUCAAGAUGAGGGGAUCAUCAAGGCUGAUACAGAUACCACUCAAGAUUUGGAUGAACCAUCCAAAAAUGAAAGCAAAUAAUUUGGAGUUAUGAUAGUUUAAUCAUUUCCUGUAUUUAUAUAAUCUCAGUAUUAAAAAAUUGAUCUCAUUUCAAGUUAAAAAGCUGAAUAAAAUUUAGUAUAGUGUGGCAACUUUAGUCAUAAAUUUAACUUUUUCAUCAAAGGUAAUUCAACACUGUAUAAUGGCAUAUAGCUUGGAAUUUUUACUUAUGAACAGUGUAAAACAUUAAGAUAUUGAAGAGAGUAGAGAUUUGUAAAAUAUGUAAGACAAACUUCAUAAAUACUCUAACUAAAAUGUGAAGAGAGUGUAGUAAAAGAUAAAAAAAGAACAUUUCUAAAACAGUGUAAGAUAAAUAAAAAAAAACAAUAUGUUAAAGAAAAAAAGGAGAGAUUAUUUAUGUUUUGAAACAAAUUCUUCAGUUUUCACUUCAUCAGACUAAUUUCAAGGAUUCAUAACUUUUAUA